Messenger RNA from Daphnia magna, 784 nucleotides. Its product is annotated as major facilitator superfamily domain-containing protein 8-like. Lineage: Eukaryota; Metazoa; Arthropoda; Branchiopoda; Diplostraca; Daphniidae. The record is from RefSeq and is a predicted model, not a curated record. Bases 1 to 561 code for a protein of 186 amino acids. Gene Ontology annotation, cellular component: lysosomal membrane. The transcript is spliced from 4 exons.
AUGGGCGAGAGGGUCGUCUUGGGAGCCGGAAUUCUCUUUGCCAUGUCGGGAAUUAUAUCCAUGUAUCCUUACGGUGGUCCCUUAUCGCCUUUGAAAUUCAUCAAUGAAACGGUCCAAGAGGUGACGACCGUCAGCUUCUCUUCGAUGGAAUAUUCGAGCAGCGAUGAUUUGCCUAGUUGUUACAACGCCUCUUUAGCAUUGACUGACGGAGCUGGAUGUCCUGUCGAUAAACAGCCUUGGUGUUGCGAAACACCGGCCAUUCAUCCUGAACAGCUGAUUGUCGGUUACCUCUUCAUAUUCACCGGAGUUCCACUCGCCAUUAUGAUGUGUAGCGUCAUUUUUAGCAAAGUUCUCGGUCCCUAUCCGCAGGGCACUUGGACGGGUCUUUUAGGCGCUGGAACUGCUGUGGCACGCAUAUUAUGUCCGCUUUGCGUCACCAGUUUGUACGCUGCGUGGGGAAUGCUGGCCACUUGCGCUUUCAUGACCACCGUCAUGUCCGUCGUCCUCGUCAUCUUCGCCACGUCGUACGGCCGCCUCGUGCCGUACCGACACGCCACGUAAUUCUCCGAAUUGGUCCUAAAAUGGUUUUGAAUUAGUCGAAUUUGCUCCAUCAAACGGAUUCAAAAUCAAUUGUUUAAAAGUAUUUGACUUGUAUAGGCAAUAACGAUACUAUCUAAUCUUAUGCAAAUGAAGUUGGUUUUAUCUGGACGCUUAUCAGACGCUAGCGUUUUUUUCUUUUCGACUACGCUAAAAACAAAUGUUGAAAUAAAUGCGUUAAAAUGCA